This is a messenger RNA of Hyaloperonospora brassicae, 1776 nucleotides long. Lineage: Eukaryota; Oomycota; Peronosporomycetes; Peronosporales; Peronosporaceae. The record is from the annotation of a GenBank genome assembly.
AUGCAGUCCGAACAGGUACUUGGCCCGCGCUGGUCGCUUACGGAGCUGCGGACGUUCUACGUACUGCUCAAGGCGCACGGACAGCAAUGGGAUCUGAUCGUGGAGCGUCUUCCGCAUCGGUUGGUCGGUAUGGUGCGCGCGCUGUUCGAGAUGCACCGCGGCUAUCUGUCGCUCGCUGAGGCGUCGGUCGAAGGCUUUUGCGCUAUUAUGACGGACCAUUACGAUACACAGGAUAAGCAGAGGACGAUAUGUAUGGCCGAUGAAAAGCUGAACAAGUGCAAUGUGGCGGACCUUUGCGAGCCGAAACACGACGAGGAAGCGGCGAGGGAUCGAAAGAAACGUCGACUGGAGACUUUCAUGGUGAUGAAGCACGUCAAGACGUCCCGGGGACAGGCAAAGAAUCACAACGAGACUCGUUGGGCUCUGCGCCCCGAGGUUCGACUUGCCCUGGAGCCAUUGGUUCUACUCCUGCGCGGCCGAUCUGGUCGUCGGUACGAGCGUCCAUGGUGUCGUCGUCGUCGACGUCUGAGUCUGUUGUUUCUUGCUCAGCAAAAGCAAAAGCUCGAGGCGUACCGAUUCGCAAAGCGCCGAAUCGAUGCUACGCACAUGCCGGAUGAUAAAACAUGUCCAUAUCGGUGCACUGCUGUAUUGCGUCCUGGAACUACAGUCAUUGCGCGGGUGGAGUCGGAGCGGCGUUUCCAGCUAGCUACCGUGGUCGAGGUCCACGCUACUGCAGGAGCAUGUCAGGUCGCCUACUUCGGAAGUGACUUGGAAGAGGAUGUGGUCGAGUGUAGUUUGGACAGCGUGAUGGCUUUGGACCUUCCGCUAUGGUCAGGACGAAGCAAAAAUAGCAUGGCAAGGUUAAAGGCAGCCGCUACCACGCUCGUACGACGACGCAACCAUGAGCUUCACGGAAGCACUUCAACACCUGUGACAUCAAACGCUACCGACUCGGUCAGUGAACGGCACCGUGAAAAAAAGUGUCGUGCCGUUCUGGCCGUGAAAGCUCUGCUACACCGCAAGGAACGGAUCAUACUAGCAAUGGCAAAUUUGAACGAACGCGUCGCUGCAAUGCAGUUGCGGUCGCACGAGAAAAGCGCUGUGAAGUCAAGCGUUUGGAACGCCCCUGCAAUAUCUUCGUCUGCAGCCGUGAAAGAUCUUGCGUGGACCAAUUCGCACACAACGCAACAGUUGAGGAAGCAGCACUCUUGGCUUGCCGCUAAUCUGGACGCUACGAAUGUGUGCUUGAAAGCUGCACUGCUGAGCCUUCAGUCUUUCUCGCAGAGCGAUUAUUGUGAAGAAGGAGAAGACUUGGGCAUGAACGAUGGCGAUACCGAUGAUGCGCUGGAGGAGGGUAGUGUAGUGCCAGACGAGACCUUGACCGAGAGUCAGAUGCGUUGGGCCAUCGACUUCUUGGAUGCGAGUAGGCGAAAAGCGACUACAGUGGUCGCGGAGUCGGCGCUACAGAUUGCAAAAGACGACGAGGAGCUACGAACAUCAAGCACAUUGACUAACGGAAUUCGUCCGAGAGAGGUGUUACCAGAGACGAUGCACCUUGUCGCGAAUUGCGUCACUUUGAUGAGCGUUCUUCACCGGCAUGUCGUGGCGUCACCUGAUGUGCCCCCUAUCGUCACGCAAAAGCUCGUUGAGCGUGUGCUCGAGUCGCUGAAACCGACCUACAACGCGAAUAUGGAUCUGUACGCGGAGCUUCAUGCAGCUGCGGAUGCUGUACAAGCUCAGAUGGCACAGCAGACUUCUGCGAGCAAAGUGGACUAG